Molecule: messenger RNA, 1241 nt
Organism: Harmonia axyridis
Lineage: Eukaryota; Metazoa; Arthropoda; Insecta; Coleoptera; Coccinellidae
Exons: 5
Coding region: 78-794 (238 amino acids)
Source: RefSeq, a predicted model, not a curated record
AAUUUAACGUGAAAAUCUUUUUGCGAGGACAACCAUUGAAGAUCUCUAUCGGAUGCUGAAGCUGAACAAUCUCCAAAAUGAAAUAUUUCGUUGUUUUAGUGUUUAUUUCAGUUGCUCUAAGCGCAAAUUUACCUGAAGGUACGAAAUUAUGUCACAAAUCAGAUAAUUUCAACGAAUGCCUCAAAGAUGCUCUUGAAGAUGCCCUCGGGAGAUUUGCAAAGGGUUUCAAACCACUGGGUAUCAAAGAGAUUGACCCUUUAACCAUCACAGAGUUCAGCAGUGAAAACGAGGGCUUUUCACAAUUCUUUAAGAAUGUUAAGAUUCAUGGAGGAACUAAUACCAAAUUCCGUAAAGUUAGGAUGGACUGGGACAAAUUGGAGUUAUAUAUCGAAUCAUUCACACCACAUUCUGAAAUGAUAGGUGAUUACUCAUUCAAAGGAACACUAAUUUCUUUCUCUAUAGACAGUGCUGGAAAAUUCAAGAUAGUUUCGGAUAAUAUUCUAUCUGAACACCAUAUCCAAAUGGAGAGGUUCCAAAAAAACGGAAAAAAUCACAUCAGAAUCGUCAGUUGGAAAAUCAAGAAUAAACCAACAUCUUUACAUUACUCUUUCGACAAUUUAAUUCCGGGUAAUGAAGAGUUAUCCAAAACCAUUAUGAAUACAAUGAAUGAGAAUGCACUUCAAAUUUACAAAGAACUGGGAGGAGCCUUCGAUGAAGUUUAUGGGGAAGUACACAAGACGGUUGGUAACCAAGUUUUCGGGAAAAUACCUGAAGAUGAAUUAUUUUUGCCUUGAUGGAAUUUGAAUAGUGUUUGAUAGUUUUUAUGGCUAAUAAAAUGUUGGAUAUUAUUGAUAUUGUAAUAAUAAUAGUGUAAUGAUUUUAAUAAUAUUGUAAUAAUUUCAUCGUAAAUAUCAUUAUCUUUGGUAAUUCACAUUUUUUUAAAAGUCCAUAUAGGUGUUUCAGGUAAGCGGGUCACUGCAUUUUGUGGCUUAUUCCUCAAGCAAAAUUAAAAGUGACCCAUCAAUAUGAAAGUAUUUUUCACGGGCUAUCCAAAUAUAUUAUUGGACAUGAGGCAAACAGUUGCUGUAGGUGUCAUCAAGAGCGUUUGCUUCAAAGAUGCCGGAGCUGGCAAAGUCACGAAAGCCGCAGAAAAAGCAACAAAGAAGAAGUAGUUCAGUUUUUAUGGAAAUUUUUAAAAUAUUUCAUACUACAUUUUGCAAUAAAACUGGAGUUAUUUUAUA